GGAUUUUUAUUUAUGAAAAAUAUUACUCAUGCAACAUAUAUUUUUACUAUUUACGUAUGAGAAUUACUUGACUACCUCGAAUGUAUUUUACUAGACCUGUUUCAGCCGUCUGGGCCUACCAUGCCAUGCCAUGCCCAGCCCACCUCAGCCAGCCCUAUGCAGUCAAAUCGCUUAUCCAGUGACGCGCGGAAUAGGCGUUAGAAUACCGUUAAAUCCUAUCUUCUGCAACAGGCUAUUCAUUCUGAAUAAUUAGAGAUCGAAGAAGUUUAGCUCAAUUAAUGCUUAUCUGUGCCAGUACAGAUCAACAGCCCUGGAAUUCACCGCUAUCAACUCUGAUUCUUGUCCGAAAAUGCAAAACUGCAAGCGACACAAGUCAAGUCCAUACAAGGAUGAUAACAACUGGGUUUAUUAAAAGCACUUCUUUAACUACUAAAAUCAUACUGUCUCUCUCUCUCUCCACCAAAGAGGACCCUUUUCUCUGGAAUGCUGUAAUCAAGACUCACUCUCGUGGAAAUGACCCAAAACAAGCGUUAAUAAUUUUCUCUUUGAUGCUUGAGAAUGGGGUUUUUGUGGACAAGUUUUCGGUUUCUUUGGUCUUGAAAGCACGUUCUCGACUGGAGUUGGUUAAGGAAGGAAUGCAAAUUCAUGGGUUAUUGAGAAAUUUAAAAUUCGGGUCUGAUGUGUUUUUGCAAAAUUGCUUGAUCGGGUUGUAUAUAAGAUGUCGAUGCAUAGAGUAUGCACGUCAAGUGUUUGAUAAAAUGCCCAUGAGAGACUCUGUUUCAUAUAAUUCGAUGAUAGCUGGUUAUGUCAAGCAUGGUAACAUUGACCUGGCACGUCAAUUGUUUGAUGUUAUGCCGAUUAAUUGGAGAAAUUUAGUUUCUUGGAAUUCUCUAUUGAGAGGGUAUAUGCGGUCAGACAAUGGAUUCGAGCUUGCUUGGAAUUUGUUUGAGAAAAUGCCUGAGAGAGAUCUGUUUUCGUGGAAAUCAAUGGUUGAUUGGUGUGCGAAAUGUGGGAGGAUGGAAGAUGCUCAGGCUUUGUUUGAUAGGAUGCCGGAAAGGACUAUAAUUGGCUGGGCUAACAUGGUUGAUGGGUAUGCUAAAUUAGGCUAUGUUGAUAUUGCUAGGAAAUUUUUUGAUAACAUGCCAGAUAGAGAUGUUGUUGCUUGUAAUGCCAUGAUGAGUGGUUACGUACAAAAUGGCUACUGCAUGGAAGCUUUAGAUAUCUUUCAUGAUAUGCAAAGAGAGAGUAAUCUGUGUCCUGACAAUGCCACGUUGUUGAUUGUUCUUUCUGCAAUUGCUCAGUUAGGGCAUAUUGAAAAAGGAUGAAAACUGUGCAGCUAAUCUAUACUUGUUUAUGGGAGAUGUGUAUGAUGAUAAUGGGUUAACUUCCAGAACUGUGGCCACUCACAUUGUGCAUAUUAGUGUGGUGUCUGGUGAAGAAAAGUAAUUCGUUUCAUAUAUAUAUAUAUAUAUAUAUAUAUAUAAUAUAUAUAUUUAUGGGGCUGUUUUUUUUCUUAACUGCCUUACCUACAUUGGUAUAAAACUUUAAGGUUCUUGUCCUGCAUGUCUUUUUUCAAGUAAACCUUCUAAUCUGUCCUGUAAUUUAGAUUAUGAUGUGUACACAGAAUAUUUCUAAGGGACGACAAGGAAGGGAAGCGCAAAAUGUUGUAAGGGUUAUUUGGCAAAUAUACGUCUUAAGGGAGUUAGCUCAGAUGUGCUGAUAACUGCCUACGAACCUGUCCUAAUAAAUCCUCUGAGUGAAACUGCUAGAACAGUUGGUGCUGGUAUGGCAGCUCCUGCUGCACAAUCUGGAUUUCUGCCAAUGUCUGAAGUCUUUAAACUUGCAGUCUCUACCUUCAAAGUGAAUGACUGGAAUCUUUUCGGCAGUGCUGCUGUCUGAACAUGUUCAAGGAGCAGCUACUCCACAAAGCAAGGUUUUGUGCGCAAAGCCAUACAAAGGUGUAUAUACACAUGUAUAUAUUUUGGAUCAGAGUCUCGCUCGAUUAGUUUUUUAUGCCUUCUCUCUCUCUCUCUCUCUCUUGUACAAUUCUUUAAAGUUGAUGAGAACAAUAAUUCUGGCUGUUCUUGUUGAAUCCUUUAGAAUUGUCAAUUCUAUUUGGAUUUUCAAGCAAGUGUCGGAGUGAUAUGGCUGUAGUAUUGUGGUGAGUUUUGCCAUCACAGAUUUAGUUGCAUUCUUUCUUGGGUAUUAUAUUA
Ricinus communis (castor bean) is the source of this 2213-nucleotide messenger RNA. RefSeq names its product pentatricopeptide repeat-containing protein At2g45350, chloroplastic. The record is from RefSeq and is a predicted model, not a curated record. Lineage: Eukaryota; Viridiplantae; Streptophyta; Magnoliopsida; Malpighiales; Euphorbiaceae. Gene Ontology annotation, molecular function: RNA binding; protein binding. Gene Ontology annotation, biological process: RNA modification.